AUGAGCCUUCAGCCAUUUCGAAGUGAGGCCCCUCUUGGCGUCUCUAUAUUGACCAAGGUCUUGGGUGAGAUGGGACUCAAGUUUGGCUGUGGUCAACUUCCAGGCCAAGGGCUCGUUUGUCUUGAGCAGCAGGCGGCGAACCUUCCUGGAGCUUACCCGGCACUGACGUCGGCCCUUGAGGAGAAGGCGCCACAAGGUGAUCCGAUCCCGAAUGGAUUGGCCUUUCGGAGACCAUUCCGCCCCGCCCAUCAACACCUUCCUGCAGUUCUGCUCCGCCAACCGUCGAACUGUCCGGCGUGGAACAUGGGUGGAUUUCGUAUGUUCGUGUCCGCCAAGGAGACUGUGCAAGUCAAAGUUGAUCCACAGGCCACGGUGAUUGGAGGCAACGUGUUUGUCAAGGGUAGUACCCGGCGGCCAGGAUGGGCACGUCAGGCGUCGCAAAGAUACCGUCAAUCGUAUACCCAUGGAGGUUUCGCUGGAGGACAAGUCAUCAUUGGCAUCGAUGCCCAAGAUGAUGGAACAACCGUUGUCGCGCCAUUUGUUGAUUGCCGUCGAGAGGUCCUUGAUGAAAGCUUCCCUGGGUUCUGCGUCGCGGUUGGUGCGGCUGAAGUGGGCCUUGUGUUGGAACCAUACUGUUUGAUGCCCGUUGUUGGGUGGGUUUGGUCGGUAGGCAGAGAUCACCACCAAGUCGCGCUGGCCAACGCCUUGUGUUUGGCCCUGAAGACGUAUCCAAGCCCAUUGCCCCAAGCUAUCGUCGCCACUGGACCUGACUUGGUGAGAGACUUCAUUGAAGGCAGAAGUCGAGUUGCCCCCAAAUUGAGUGGUAGAAUGGGCCACCCGUGGUUGAUGGGUAUUGUAGGCCACCGCCGAAUGGAAACCUUUGCCCUUCCUAGCCAUAGUGCUGGCUCGUUCACGCCAUCGGUUGGUUGGUGUAAUAGCUGGCCAUAA
Molecule: messenger RNA, 948 nt
Organism: Cylindrotheca closterium
Lineage: Eukaryota; Bacillariophyta; Bacillariophyceae; Bacillariales; Bacillariaceae
Source: the annotation of a GenBank genome assembly